This is a messenger RNA of Trichoderma virens Gv29-8, 1272 nucleotides long. RefSeq lists its product as uncharacterized. Gene Ontology annotation, cellular component: vacuole; membrane. Lineage: Eukaryota; Fungi; Ascomycota; Sordariomycetes; Hypocreales; Hypocreaceae. The transcript is spliced from 2 exons. Gene Ontology annotation, biological process: regulation of intracellular pH. The record is from RefSeq and is a predicted model, not a curated record. The coding region runs from base 1 to 1272 and encodes 423 amino acids.
AUGCCGGCAGUGAAGCUUCCUGUGCGCGGAUCCGGAUCCAUCUUUACUGCCGGAUGGGACCUGCGGACAUUUACUGCUUUUGGAAUUGUUGGUUUUGCUAAUACGCUUCUUCCCUACAUCGUCUUCUCUAGCCUCUAUCUAAUUGUACCCUUUUCACUGCCUGUUGUAUUGCUCAUAGAGCUGCUUCCUGCUAUUGCGGUCAAGCUUCUCAUUCCACAUAUCUUGCACUACACACCACACUGGAUCUGGCUGGCUCUGCUUUCAAGCUGCUGGAUCUUGGCCACAAUUGCCGCCAAUGCCGCUCCUCCAAAUGUUAUCGCCCCUAUCCGCACUUUGAUCGCCGUCCUUGUUUCAGCAAAUACCGCAGUUGCUGAGGUUUUCUUUUUGAGCCAGCUAUCUCACUAUGGCAAGACGGCUCUGGCAGGAUGGGGAACGGGGACCGCAGCUGGAGGUGCAAUGCGCGCUGUUCUACCAACAAUAUUGACGAUCCACAUGGGUCUUAUGAUGCGCAAUGCUACGGGCUAUGCCUACUACAUGCUGUUGGCCAUGAUGGUUACCUAUUUCCUGGUGUUGCCGACCCCUCUAUGCCAUGAGCCAGACACUAUGACAGCUGAUAAGUUGAGCGGCGAAGAUGACGCUGAAUCUGAAACAGAAAGUCAGAAACUCUUACUGCUUUCUGCGGAAAUCCGCUCCAAAUCAAUCGGCUUUUGGGAGCGCGCCCAUCGCAACAUACAGCUGAUGAGCAGUAAGCUCCUUCGGCUGUGUAUAGACCCGCUUCUCCUUGUUGCAGCAGUGCAGGCUCUUGUGUCUUCAGGAACACCUCGUGCCAGCCGCUCGUUACGGAUUUUCUCAGGAUAUUCAGCAUUUUCGGCAACAUAUGGUCUUGCGUUUCAGAUUGGAGAUCUUAUAGCUCGCUCAACCGCGCUUUUGUUUCGAACUAGAAGACCGAGACUCAUCUUUGCCCUAUUAGUCGUUUGUUGCCUCGCUGCCAUCCUCAACACCUCACUUAUGCUAAGUACAAACACAUACGUUGUAUUUGGCCUCAUAUCCUCCAUUGGUUGGCUUAGCGGAAUGAUGUAUAUGAAUAUAUAUGGGGCUGCGAUGGAAUAUCUGAGUAGGAAUCCAGACGCCGACGCAGAAUUUGCUCUUGGAUGUAUUGGGGUUGGAGAGACUGCAGGAAUCCUGAUUGGAUCGCUUGCUGCUGUUACAUUUGAAUCACAGCUCUGUGGGCUUGCUAGUCGAAGCGGACGAUGGUGUUCCACUAUUACAUAG